AUGGUACAGGGUGGUUCAGUAGCUCUGUUAGACCCAUACCAGACCCUGUCCUCAGCCCAGAGGGAGCUCCAGCGCAAGUCCACCCUGCAGCUGCUACACCAUGCCCUGCAGAUCUCAGAGAGUGAGGCUGAGCUCCACGACACCCUGGCCCACAUCCAGGAGCUCAACUCCACCCAGGUGGUCCUCAAUACCACCCAGGCUGGGGACCAGGAGUUGGAGGAGGACCAGGGAGGCCUGGGGAGGUGCAGGUCCAGUCAGGCUGGCCACGGUUCUAUGAGUCUACAGCCACACACUGUGCUCUAUGUCACUAUCCCUGUUUACGGGAGGACAGAGCAUGGCUAGAGGACCGCUGGCUGUUGACUGAUACACUGAUCCAGACAGCCUAUUUCCAGCUGAAUGUGACCAAUAGCAUUUGAUUUGAAGGUGUGUCUCAACAUUUGAUUUGAAGGUGUGGCCCGACACAGCUUCACCGACCUCCACCCAGGUCUGUUCAACAUUGGCAACAGGUUGUUGGUGAGUGUGGAUCUAUUCUUUAAAAUCUGGAGCCAGCUCAGACUGGGCGAGCAUCCUAACCAGGCAGUCAGGACAAAUCCUGGACCACAUCCACAACCACCCUGGUAAGACUCGCUUGGAGCAACUGACAGUUCAGAUGGUUUUGAGCUAUAACUCUUGUCCAUGUUCACCCAUCUCUAACUUCAUCUAUUCUCUCUCUUUUCUUUCUCCUCUCUUCAUCCAACCCUCUCUCUCGCUCUUAUUUUUUACUCAUCCUCCAUUCCUCUUUCCUCCUCUCACCCCUCAAUCUGCUUGUCCGCCCCCCCCUCCAACUCCCCCUCCCUCCGUCGAUCAGUCAAAUCUCUGAGACCCGGGGAGUUGGCCAAUGUCCAGGAGCUGCUGGUCAGUGGCUACUGGGCCUUUGAGUGUCUGACGGCGAGGGACUACAAUGACCUGUGGUGUG
Molecule: messenger RNA, 955 nt
Organism: Oncorhynchus keta (chum salmon)
Lineage: Eukaryota; Metazoa; Chordata; Actinopteri; Salmoniformes; Salmonidae
Gene: hmgxb3
Product: HMG box domain containing 3
Exons: 3
Coding region: 1-342 (113 amino acids)
Source: RefSeq, a predicted model, not a curated record